CUCGGGCCCAUGGGAAGUAUACGACCGAACCCGGGUAGUGCCGGCUGAUCCAUGUGGGGCAGCGGUGUACAUGCGACGCCUUUGGGUGCCACAUCCAGACCAGGUUUGGGCUCCAUGUUGGUUGCAUGAUAGCAUCGAUGGCAUUGCCACGUUUGGGACAGAAGAAGGAGAGGCCCUGGAGAUCCCGGCCGUCGGCGUCAAUGAUUUGGAAGAAGUUCACCAGCAGCAGGUGGUGGGUGAGGAGGACGUUUGCCUGCUCGACACAGUGACCAAAGCUGCAUUGCUGCAUACGAUUCGAGUGCGUUUUUCCAAGCAGUUGGUCUACACCUGGGUGUCUCGCAUUCUUUUGGCAGUAAACCCCUUCCAGGUGCUGCCCUUGUACUCCUCCCAAGUGUUGGACCAAUACAGGUUUGCAUCUGAAGUUCGGGCUCUUCCGCCACACAUUUUUUCGAUUGCAGCAGAUGCCAUGUCCAAUCUUCGAACCUCGCGGCGACACCAGGCCAUCGUCAUCAAUGGAGAGUCAGGAGCUGGUAAGACAGAAUCAGCCAAACUCAUCAUGUCCUUCAUAGCAGAGGCCACCAAAAGCGACAGCCAAGAGCAAACCCAAAGUUUCGAGGAGAAGGUGCUGCGGACGAAUCCUAUCAUGGAGGCCUUUGGCAACGCCAUGACAGUCCGCAACAACAACUCCUCGAGGUUUGUCAAGUGGCUGAAUUUCCACACGCAGGAUGGCCGACUGGUAGGGUGCGAAGUGCAGCAAUAUUUGCUGGAGGACACACGCAUUUGCAGUGUGGCCAAGGGCGAGCGAUCUUAUCACAUCUUCUUCCAGCUGUUGCAGGCUAGACAAUCGCCAUUGCUGAAGGAUUUGGAACUGGAGGGGCCAGAAAGCUACGCUUACACACGCUGUGGCGAACUGACUGUACCUGGAAUUGAUGACCUUCAAGCCUUUGAAGAAUUAAAAGAGGCACUGGACGCCUUGGGCAUCGGUAAGAGCACGCAGGCUCAGAUGUGGCAAAUCCUAUCCGCUGUUCUGUGGCUCGGAAAUUGUCGGUUCUCCAGUGAGGCUCACCAUGAAGGGGUGAAGUUUGAAGACGAAAGGCCUGUGCAGCAAGCAGCUCGCAUGCUUGGUUUGCAAAUUGAGGAUUUGAAGAAGUGCAUGCUGGUCCGAAAGAUCACUGUGGGCAAAGACCUGGUGGAAACGCCUCAACGCGGAGAGCAGGCCAACGCAGCCCGCGACAGCUUGAGUAAGUACAUCUAUAUGCAGCUCUUUGUUUGGGCGGUCGAAUCGUUAAACCAGACCCUCAAGGUGGAUUCCUCCAGUAAAUCAAGGACCUCCGAGACCCAAGCCCUUGGUAUCCUGGAUAUCGCUGGAUUCGAGAGUUUCGAGCACAACUCCUUGGAACAGCUGUUGAUCAACUUGUGCAACGAACACCUGCAGCAGUUCUUCAACAAUUUCGUCUUUCGUUCUGAGUUGGAAGACUAUGCAAAAGAAGGUCUGUCGUUGGAUUGCGAAGUAAACUUCGUGGACAACAAAGAGGUUCUACAGCUUUUGGACGGCCGUGCAGGCAUUCUGGAUGUCCUCGACGAGGAAGUUGUGAUGCCCAAAGCGUCGGACGAGUCCUUUGCAUCCAAGGUGAAGACAGGCCAGGCUCAACAUCCACGUCUUGUGAAGCCAAAAACGGGUGGAAAGCUCCUCUUUGGAGUGAGGCACUUCGCUGGAGAGGUCAUGUACAACUGUGAAGGGUUCCUCCAAAAGAAUGUCGACAAACCUCCCGAAGACUUCAUCAAGUUGAUCCCGUCGUCAUCGCUGGAACUGUUGAAGGAAUUGGGCAAAGACUCCGAGGUACAGCCCAGCCAAGCGAGCAAAAGUGGUGGCAGAAAGCCCAAAUCCACAUCUGCGAAGUUUCGCUUGUCUUUGCGACAAUUGAUCGGCAAAAUUGACGUCUCAGAUCCGCACUUUGUUCGAUGCAUCAAGCCCAACACAGAGAAGGUGCCAAACAAGUUUAACUCUCCUUUGGUCUUGGAACAGCUGCUGUUCAGCGGUAUUUUGGAGGCUGUUCAAAUUCGUCAAAAAGGCUUUGCUUCAAGAGCAUCUUUUGAUGACUUCCUCAAAAGGUAUAGUUGCAUCGCUUCAGCUGACACCAAAACUUUGAGUGCCACUGACUUGGUGAAACACCUUAUGGAGAAACUCAAGUUGGAUGCUGGCGGAAUGCAAGUGGGCAAGACAAAAGUCUUCCUCAAGGCAUCUGUUUUGGACCAGCUGGAAGCAGUGCUCGCCGCAUCGCGCUACAAUAUGGCCCUGAGAUUGCAGGCAGUCAUGAGAUCCAGGCAAGCGCGCAAGCACUUCGCUGCUGCGCGUCCAGCAACCAAAGCGUUGAAGGAGUCCUUGAGGCGUGUGGGUUGGGAUGACAGCUCCAAUGUUGAGAGAUUGGGUGUUUUGGUCGACAAGCUUGGGUCAGAGGCCAAAGCCUUCUUGGCAGAACUCCGGAAGGCAGAAUCGGCAUUGCCAAACUAUCCCAGCUCACAGCGACUACGAGAGACUGCACAGGCCAUCACGGCGCGCUUGACGAAGGAGCUUCAAUGUGUUGAACACAUGGAACGCUUGGAGAAAAGCACCGAUGCCAUGGAGAUCGAGAAGGCCUUGGCGAGGGCAGAAGGGUUGAAGUUGCCCAAGACGCCCUUAACAUUGGACCUACGGAGCCGUUGCAAGGCACUUCAAGUGCAGAUGCCCUUGAAGCAGGCCUUGCAAUCUGCUGUGAAUGAUGAAGAUUCGGACGCGCUUGCCAGAGUUGUAGCAGAGGUUGAAAAGAAAGGUCUGAAUCUUCAAGUGAAAAGUUGGUUGCUCGAGUUGGACAUGGCUGGUUUGGUGGAACAAGUUGCAGCAAAGACUCAGCCAGUCAAGCCGCAAGAGCCCACAGCACCGACCCCGACCCCAGCGCAGCCAGCAGAAGAAUCGACAGUGGAGAAAAAGCCCUCCCCAUUCCGCAUGUCGAGAAGAAGCUCGCGACGGCAGACCUUCACAGGAUUCAGUGAUGCUCAGCAACUGCAGCUACUGGCAAGUCUGGAGCAGGCGGCGGAGGAGUUGGAUUCAGUGAUCAUGGAGCAGCUGCUGGAGCAGGCGAUGCGAAAUGGCAUUGAUGAAGCCGACCUGCAGGAGUACCACAAGUUGCUGUGUCGCCUACAAGAUGAGUCCUUCCUUCGAAGCACGGUGGAGCAGGUCCUGGAGGAAAUCAAGGGCCGAUGUCCCCCUCGAAAUGCUUUGCAAAAAUUGCAGAACCUCUCGCACCAGCUCCGGAUUUUGCAUGGCGAUGCUGAACUAAUCCGAGCAGCUGCACGAGGAGCACAGCAAGGAACCCGAAAAAGAACCAAGAGCUUUGCUUCAAAUGCGGAUCCAUCUAGACGACAAUCGGUCUUGGAUGUAAGCAACGUGGAAGAACUGCGGGUUGCCUGUGAAUCCUUCCGGGAUUUGAGCAGCUUCUCCAAGCUGAAGAGCGAAGGUACCUGGAAAGGCCAUCGAAACAGCUUGCUGCAGCACGUGCAAGUGGACUUCAACGGCACUAUGCUGGGACACUCCAAGGUGACCAUUGCAGAAUCCCUGACGCAUAUACCAAAGUCUCGAGAGGCAGUCGCGGUGCAGAACUUUCGAAACAUCGUGAUUUGGAUGGGCGAUCGCCCUGCACAAGAAUGCCAACGCAUCGCCAGCCGUGAGAGCGUGGUGGAUAUUGCAAGCUCCGAUCCUUUGAUGAGAGACGAGGUCUUCAUGCAGCUGCUCAAGCAAUUGUCUGGAAACCCAUCUCCUCGCUCUGAAUGGCUGGGAUGGCAACUUCUGCUCCAGAUCUGCAAAGCUACCAUGCCGAGCGAUGAGCUUGAUGACUUCGUGCGCUUCUUUUGUGCCCAGAAGAUGCGUCGUGCACCAGCCAGCCAUGCAGAGACAGAUGCUAGCAACUGGGAGAUUGCGCGGAUUGCUGCGGAGUGCUUUGAGGCCUUAGCCGCAGCAUUGCCCAGACCUGCAGAUUCAGACGUGUCUGGCGACAUGGUUGGCGUGCUUGUUCAUCUUGUUGAUAAAUCUUCACAGAAUUUGUUCGUUCCAGUGGCCACAACUCUCAAAGAGCUAUCCUCCCUAAUGGGGAGCAGAGUUGGCGUGAAGCACUGGAGGGACUUUGCAUUCUUUCAGGCAACGAAUCGCAGCGAUUCGUUGAGGAUGCUGCCUGACAUGCUUCCAGUCUCCGAGCUGAUCAACAUGUGGCAGCAGAUUCGUGAAGCGACCAAUCUACGAGGCCAUUUGCACUGGUUGCGCCGUUUUCUUCGGCCGCAGGAGAUGCUCUUGGCCGGAGACUUGCACCACGCAGCAUUGACCUUCCGGCAGGCGGUGCGCAGCCACAUGGGACGCCCAGUUCCCUGUCAAGCAGGUGCUGAGGCGGAAGAGAUGGCCACGGCUGCAGCACUGAUGUGGUUGGAGUGUUACAACCCUUCUCAAAAGAUCAAGGACAAUGACGCGCUUGUUUGUCAACUCCUCAAGGGGCAGAUGAGCGGCUUAAAGCCUGCCCAGCAAGAUGAAGUGCGACGAAUGCUGCUGGCCAAGGUCCAUGACAUGCGUUCUGAAUUUGGGCCUCGUAUCCCGCAGCUUCAACGCAUGACACGAGCCUUUGCGCUGAUGCGUUGCUUUCCCUUCUUCGGCGCCCACCGUUGGUCAGCAAAGGUCAUUGCUCCAGCCAAAGUGAAUGCUGGGCAAAUGGUGGUCAACAAUCCGCCAGAUCGGUUUUUGAGCGUGCAUGCGCGCCAAACGGAACCUGACGUGUGGGUUUUUGUGGAUAUGCUUGGCUUGCACCUUGCGCCGGCGAUGACAAGCCAUACGAACGGAGCAGGGCUUUGGAGUUUCCACUUCCAACCAGAAGGAGCUUUCAGCAUGUCGGGGAGUGACCUGGCAUCACCAGUCAGCUGUUUUACACCUGCUUCUGCUGCGUCGCGGCGGCGAUCGAUGACAAGUGACAGUACCUUCACAGAUGAUGGAGGCGUUUGGCUUGAGGAUCUAGAGGGCGGUUCCACCAUGUUCCACCAUCUUCUUGUGUCACAUUUCGAAGUUGCAGGACUUUGCAAAACGAGUUCCCAAAUCAUGCCAAAUCUAGCUCGAUCACGUUCCAUCAUAGCUUGCAGAAAUACGCUGUGCAUGUCAAGCACUGCAGAUGACCGCAGGGUAAUUGAAAUUUGUCAGGCCUGCUGAGAUGUUUAGAAAACAAAUUAAGAAUCAUUAAGUCAGCGCAGUUGUGGUCAAAACCCUUCGCUCAGCAGUGUUGCAGAGAGCCUUCAGUGACAACCGAAUGUUUUGACCACAUUCGCUGAUUUGCAGCAUCCAGGUUCUUCCACUGUGUCAACCGCCAAGGGGAGACGCAACUUGCGGCUGCACAAACAAGUCGGUCGCUUGCUUCGCUGGGGAGCAAAACCAGGUGUGCUGCAGCUAGUUGUGCAACUUGACGUCAGGGGCAGGUUCAAUUGGUUUGGUGGACCGUCAGGCAACUCCAGCAGUUCAAAGGUGAGAUAGAAGUCUGUGUGAGAAAUCUAACAUCCUAGGGCCUAGGGGUGGGAUAUAAUGUGAAAUAAUGUGGUAUCAACAUACCCUAGGCACAGCGCCGACAUUGGUCGCAGCGCCUUGCAGACGCAGCUAGUUGCCUUGGCUUGUCCUGAUGCUAUGGAUGUUGGGAGCUUAGCACGGCUAGCGCGACAGAAUAAGAGACAACCCAGGCCUCCAUGCAUGUCAACGAACCAUUCUCAGAGAAAAUGUUGAAAAUCCAUUUCUUCAUUCUUCCGGCACCCCCCAAAAAUCGGGUUUGUAUUGUAUGUUAGGAUGCCAAGGCAUGAGUGGAAACAGUUGUUCUCAAUUUUUUCAUAUAUAUGUUUUCAAUUGUUUUCAUCAUCCUUCUUCAUGAAUUUCCCAUUCGAACGAACAUGCGCAACAACACUAAAACGUUCAAAAACGCAGGCGGCCUUUGUCGUCCAUAGUUCACUUUGUGAAUCGCUUCAAAUUCCAACAACUUGUACAUAAGAACAAAAA
Molecule: messenger RNA, 6046 nt
Organism: Cladocopium goreaui
Lineage: Eukaryota; Dinophyceae; Suessiales; Symbiodiniaceae
Source: the annotation of a GenBank genome assembly